UUCAAACACAACUCAAAUCCUAAAUCCAAAAGUUCUCAAAAAAAAGGAAUAAAAAAAACGUUUUCAAAAUUCAUUUCUCUUCUCACAAGUCUCAAAUGGUCGAUUUAGAUUGGAAAGCAAAGAUGGUCUCCUCCAACAUACCCAACAAAUCCUCCAAACUCUCCACCAAGCUCCACGUUUCGGUUCCCGGUUCGUUUCGCUCCGCCGCCCAAGUUCAGACCGAUAUUUGCGCCGCCUCCGAAAUGUCCUGCUCCACCUACGAGCACUACCUCCGCCUCCCGGAGCUCCGAGAGUUCUGGAGCUCUCACGACUUCCCAUCGUGGAAAAACGAGUCCAUUCUCAAGCCGGCUCUCCAAGCUCUCGAAAUCUCGUUCCGGUUCGUCUCGACCGUUUUGUCCGACCCUAGACCGUACUCAAACCGGCGCGAGUGGAAGCGCCGGCUUGAGUCGCUCAUUACCAGCCAGAUACAGCUCAUCGCGAUGUUGAUCGAGGACGACGAGGAGGACAGCGAGACGCGCGGAUUGGCGCCGAUCGUCGAUCUCAGCACGUCGAACGGGGAGCUGGCCCGCGACGGGAGCAUGGCGGAGGUGUGGAGUUCUGGGGAGCACACGGUGGUCAGCCGCACCAGCGAGGUCAGCUUGCUACCUAGGCUCGCCACGUGGCAGAAAUCGGAAGGGAUGGCACAGAAGAUCUUGUACUCGAUCGAGUGCGAGAUGAGUAACUGUCCGUACUCGUUGGGUCUGGGGGAGCCGAACCUCGCCGGGAAGCCGAACCUGGAUUACGACGCCGUUUGCAAGCCGAGCGAGCUGCAUUCGCUGAGGAAGAGCCCGUACGAUGCCCACGUCGACAACUACGAAAACCAGACGGUGUACACCACGCACCAGGUCCUCGAGUCGUGGGUCCACGUUUGCCGGGAGCUUCUCAUGCGCGCGGUAAGCCGCAUCGACUCUCGAGACCUGGAAAAGGCCGCGAGCGACUGUUACGUGAUCGAACGGAUAUGGAAGCUCCUCGCAGAGAUAGAGGAUCUUCACCUUCUGAUGGACCCAGCCGAUUUUCUGAGGCUGAAGAACCAGCUGCGGAUCAAGACGGUGGACGAUACGGAGUCAUUUUGCUUCAGAUCGAAGGCGCUCGUGGAGGUGACGAAGCUCUGCAAGGAGCUGAGGCAUAAGGUGCCGUCCAUACUGGGUGUUGAGGUGGACCCCAAGGGUGGGCCCAGGAUUCAGGAGGCGGCGAUGAGGCUGUACUCGGAGAAGAAAGCCGAGUCAGACUCGGAAUCCGUCUCGGAUAAGAUCCACUUGCUGCAGGCGCUUCAGGCGAUUGAGUCGGCGUUGAAGCGAUUCUACUACGCGUACAAGCAGGUGCUGGUGGUGUUGAUGGGGAGCUUGGAGGCGAAGGGGAACCAAGUCGUGGUGAGUCCGGAGGCGUGUGACUCGCUGAGUCGGAUAUUUCUGGAGCCGACCUAUUUUCCGAGCUUGGACGCGGCGAAGACGUUUUUGGGGGAUAGUUUGAAUCACGGGUUACACGGCGGACACAGGCGGAAACAGUGAGAGAUCGACGCGUUGACUGAUUUGGGCGUUGGAGAUUGACUCGGUCUGCUAACUCGUGUUGGACAGACACUUGUAAACUCCUGAAAUGCGAAUAUUCUUUUUACUGCUUUUCCCCAUCCUGGGAUUUUUGUUAUUUCUAGUUUUGUUUCUGGCUCAUCAAAUCUUGUAAAAUAUUACCAAUUCUUAUAAAAUAUUUCAUUUGUUA
Pyrus x bretschneideri (Chinese white pear) is the source of this 1752-nucleotide messenger RNA. RefSeq names its product nematode resistance protein-like HSPRO2. Gene Ontology annotation, molecular function: metal ion binding; heme binding. NCBI's taxonomy places the organism in Eukaryota, Viridiplantae, Streptophyta, Magnoliopsida, Rosales, Rosaceae. The transcript has a single exon. Bases 96 to 1547 code for a protein of 483 amino acids. Gene Ontology annotation, biological process: defense response. The record is from RefSeq and is a predicted model, not a curated record.